GAGCUGUUUCUUUUAUUUUUUGGAGGGGGAUUUGGAGGUUGUUGGGUUUUUUUUGUUUUUUUUUUUGAGGGAGGGUGGCUUUUAGAAACAGAACAUAGCGAGGGAGCGAGCUUACAUCUUAGAAACGUUGUGGUAUAGGCUGAGGUUAUCAGGAGGAGCUGGUCUGACACCAAAGCAGCCAUGCAAGGAACAAACUGGGUGCAAGUGACCCCUCGGAGCUGCCACCAUGGCCCUGGUUCAGGCUCUCCCCAUAUCUGCUGAGCCCCACACCCCCAGCCACAGUGGAGGAGCUCGCCGACGACACCAGUCUGGCCCUUCACCCCCCAUCCACCUGCCGCCACCCAUUCUGGACCCAAUGGGCUCAGGCAGUAGCCUCGUCACCACACGUCCCAAUCCCUACCAGGACCACCGCUCUGCUGUAGAGCUGGUGGGCAGAGGUCGGCGGCCAACGCCGGGGGCUUCCUGCUUAGGCUCCGAGUCACCCAGAGACCCACUGCUGCAAAACGUCCCACCGCCGAAGAAACAGAACUCCACAACAUCUGGCAGAGGACUGGAGAAGGAGUGUCGGAAUGGGAACUAUACUUAUAUAAACGAGGACUAUGUGGGGGACUGGAACGACAACCUCGUUAGACCUCCGAGCYUGGAAAGCGAGCUGGAAGAGACUAAAGAGGGUCUCGGGUUGAAUGGGAACGUGGGCGGACCUCCUCCGAGACUCAUCCCAGUGUCAGGAAAACUGGAAAAGAACAUGGAGAAAACAGUGCUGCGGCCCACUGCCUUCAAACCUGUCAUUCCCAAGAGCCGCUCCGCCAUGCAGUAUCUCUCCCCUCGCCACGGUGCCAGUGCCCCUGAAGGCCAAAACAACCUGAACCUGCUCAGCCCCGCCCACAGGGAGGUGUCCCCGUCCUGCUCUGAGAAACGCAGCUCCUACAGCGGCGGUCGCAACGCCAGCAGCGGCAGCAGCCAGUCUUGCUCGUUGUCCGACUCKGGCCGCAACUCCCUCUCCAGCCUGCCGCCUUACAACGGUGCCACCUACAGUCUUGCGUCGGCCGAGGUCCCUACAGGUCACCUGGAGCCCAUAAGGAGCGUCCCAUCGGUCGGCACGCAYGGACACACCAACUCAGACAGCGGCCGCUCGUCCUCCAGUAAGAGCACGGGCUCUGGCUCCAUAAGCKGCCGGGGUCAGCCUCUGUCCGACAGCGGGUCCGGCGGACGCUCCCCCGGCCCCGUGGAGGGCUACGAGGGCGUGGUGAGGGACCUGGAGGACAAACUGAGGGAGAGGGAGCUGGAGCUGCAGCAACUCAAAGACAACCUGGACGAUAACGAAGCUGCUAUUUGCCAGGUUUACGAGGAGAAGCAGAAGCGCUUCGAGUUGGAGCUGGAGGAGCUGAGACAGAGCUGUGCCACCAGGAUGCAGGUGGCGUCUCAGAAGGCCCAGCGUGCUCAACAGGUGCUGCAGCUGCAGGUUUAUCAGCUCCAGCAGGAGAAGAAGAAGCUGCAGGAGGACUUUGCUCAACUCUUAAAGGAGAGGGAGCAGCUGGAGGAGCGCUGCACAUCCUAUGAGCACGAGAAGAUUCAGCUGGGGCCUCGGCUGGAGGAGACCAAGUGGGAGGUGUGUCAGAAGUCGGGGGAGAUCUCCCUGCUGAAGCAGCAGCUGAAGGAGGUGCAAAGCGAGUUGGCUCAGCGCGUGGGCGAGAUCGUCUCUCUGCGAGGUCAGCUCAGAGAGACUCGCGGCGAACUCACCAACACUCAGGUGCUGCUCCAGGAGGCCCAUGGCACGACGCGCACGCGGACCAUGGAGCUGGAGGUGUGCGAGAACGAGCUCCAACGUCGAAAGAGCGAGGCGGAGCUGCUCAGAGAAAAGGUGGGGCGCUUGGAAGGAGAGCUGGCUCACCUCAAGGACACCCUGGCCAAUCAGGGCCCAGGAAACAGACAAUGUCAGGUGUUCCAGGAAGCCGAGGAGCACCUGCUCGCCUACGAAAGCGAUGAGGCGAAGGCCCAGCGGCAGAGCAGCGCCGAGGCGCUGCAGGGCAUGAGGGCGCAGAUGGAAGGUUUGAAAUCAGAGUUGGCCUUCGAACGCAAGAAGGUCGAACAGCAAGCAGGCGGCUUUGAGGAGGAGAGGCAGAUAUGGCAGGAGGAGAAGGACAAAGUGAUCCGCUACCAAAAACAGCUGCAGGAGAACUACGUGCAGAUGUAUCGCAGGAACAGAGAGCUGGAGCAGCUCCUGCAGGAGCUCAGCCUGGAACUGGAGAGCAGAGAGGAGGACGAGGGCAGCGGCAACGAGAUCAACUUUGAUGAGAUUGCUGCAACAGAAAUCUGAUCCUCAUGGAUGUCUUUUUUUUUUUUUUCCUUUUUUUUUUUCUUUUAUUUGCACUACAUUUAACACCCCACCUCCCUUCCCCUGAAGCAAUAUCUUGUGUUCUUUAUGUGACUAA
Molecule: messenger RNA, 2432 nt
Organism: Poecilia reticulata (guppy)
Lineage: Eukaryota; Metazoa; Chordata; Actinopteri; Cyprinodontiformes; Poeciliidae
Product: leucine zipper tumor suppressor 2
Biological process (GO): cell division; negative regulation of canonical Wnt signaling pathway
Source: RefSeq, a predicted model, not a curated record